Messenger RNA from Actinia tenebrosa (Australian red waratah sea anemone), 3566 nucleotides. RefSeq lists its product as uncharacterized. Gene Ontology annotation, cellular component: nucleus. The record is from RefSeq and is a predicted model, not a curated record. Lineage: Eukaryota; Metazoa; Cnidaria; Anthozoa; Actiniaria; Actiniidae. Gene Ontology annotation, biological process: attachment of spindle microtubules to kinetochore; protein localization to kinetochore.
AUUGUCACAGAUGAAGAUCUUAUUCUAAACAAAAGUAGCAAGGAAGAACSAGAAGGAAUAGAGAUGACUAUUCCAAAUGAAAAAUUGCAGCUUUCUGCUCAAGACGAACACCCAACCUCUGGUAACAAAGGUCAUGUUUCCAAUGAUACAGAGAAUGACUCCUGUUUGAAACCUGCACCCUUACUUGUGUAUCAAACAGACAGCAGAAAAAGACAAAGCUCAUCUAGUAUUGAUUCAAGCCUCCAGUCUGAGACCCCAAGAGAAAAGAAAAAACAACUUGAAAUUCAUCAUGAUCAUUUCCAAAGGAUUGACUCACACAGCAGUGGUAACAAAAAACUUGGAAGUUCAAUUCAAAGCUGGUUAAACCGAAGUAUGCCUAUCGUAGAUCAAAAGAAAUCCCAGGCAACAUUCCUAAGGUCACUGCCAACCUUAUCAAAAUCUCUGAUGGAAUAUGAUGGUCCAGGAAAUAAGAACAUCCCUCAUGCAACCUUUGCACCUGUGUCUAAUGUGCCAAUUAGCAAGUUUUGUUCCCAACCAGCCAUGAAGAGAAAGAUGAUACAUAUAGAUCACCUAGAUGGCUUCCAAGGCUUAUCACAAACAAAAUACAACACAGAAGAGCAAACAUUUGCUAGUUCAUCUGAUGUAAACCAGGAAGAUAACAGUCCUAAAGAUUCAUUAAAACCAKAUAAUGCUACAGAAACAGUACAGCCCUGUAAUCAAGGUGAUGAUGCAACUAUAACAUUCAAGGAUCCUAUUUGUUCCAUGGCUGGGUCAUCAGGUGAUAACCAGACCAAAGAUGAGUCUGUAAUCAAUGGUCUAAUGGACGAACCAACGCUAGAAAUGUACUUCACUGAUCAAAGUGCUAYAUCAGUAGGUUUGACUGCAUUGAAUGACACAAGUCAUCAGGAAGGAGAAGAGGAGGUGCCUACACCAUGUGAUGAUAACAUUUCGUCUCACACAGAAAGCCAUGAUCAAUCCCAACAAGUUGCUAAGCAACAGGCAAAAAACCUCUCUGUCAUUUGUGAGGAGAAUGAAGUUAAUAGCAGCAAAGUAGCUGGUCAUACACUCAUGACUGGCAAGCAAGAGACAUCAGUAAAGCAGAAAAGCAUGACCGUUUCUGAACUUCUUUCUCGUGCAAAUAUCUCCUUUCAAAACAUUGAGCAGAUCUCACGUCGAAGUACAAUUGCAUUUAUGAGGAAGACGGAGAAGCCCAAGGAAGAAAAAGAGUUCAUCCAACUCUCUUUGGUGAAAAAGCCACAGGCGAUCAGCUAUGGAGAUAUCUGUACUAACAUUCAAAAAGAACUGGAAAAACUUAAAGAAACAAUGGAUCGGCAAGAAACUGAGCUGAACGAAUCGAAUGCUUCUAUUUUACAGCAAGUUGAUGAUAGUAAGAUGGCCAAACUAGAAGUGACCUUGAAAGAGCUGAAAAAUAUCUGCAAAAAGUGUGCAUACAGAAAAUGGAUUAGAAGAACAGGUGCCAUGAAGAAAAAAUUAGCCACGACACUGAAGGAAAACUACGAAGUGUUGAGCGACGAUGUUCAUAAUGUCGACGAGACUCUUCUGGUUACUAAUGAUUGUCUCCAGCUGAUUGAUAGCAUUGAUGAUGAAAUUGAAAAAGGAAUGGAAAGUCUCAGAAAAAGUAUUGAAAAGAGYGAGAUGGAAAAUGAAGACCUUGAUAAAGUGGAAGCAACACUACACGAGAAGAAAUCAGAACUAGAAUCUAGAGAAGAAGAACUGAAGGAUAUGGAAAACCAACGCUCUUCGUUGGCCAGCUCUAAAGAAUCUCUUUCAUCCGAGAAAGAAACACUGGAGAGAGAACAGUUGGCACAUGAUGAAAUGUUAUCUCAAAUAAGAAAUAAGCCUUCUUCCUGUGAAAGUAAUGAAAGUUUAUCAGAAAAGUAUAAACUGCUUGAAGGGUGUCUAGAGUGGGAGCUCACAGAGCGGAACCAGAACUACGCCAAGUUUUUGUUUCUAUAUGAUACACUGGAAAUGCGAGUAGACUUCCAUCACUCAGAUACUGCUCAAAGUUGUUCCAGUCAACCAGUCGCCAAGAAGAUUCAAAACAUAUCUGUAUCCUCUCAGCUUGCUGAUGACAGCCAUUUGUCUGCUCGCUUCGUACAUUCUUUGGUUAUCAAUAGUUUGGAUGAAGAACUCUUACACAGCUCCAAUUCCAAUACAAGUUCCCUACCAAAGGUACUGGAGCAUGUAAGUGGACUUGUUAUAGCUGCACGGUCACUUGGAAAUGAACUCUUUGAACUGAACUUCCAACACAUUCUGACCAUGAGGGAGAACAGUAUUUUCAUAGAGUUUUCAAGCGUGAAAGCUUUCAUGAAGUUCAUCGUUCAGCUCACCAUCAAUGUAUGCAAGUAUCCCGAUGAAGUCGAGAUUACUGUUAUACCCAAGAUUGGUAAAUGCUGCGCACAAGAGAUUCAAGAUGCGCUGAUAUCCAUUGCCACUGGACCUAAAUACAUGUCCCGGUUAGUAGAAACCGCUCGACAAUUCCUUGACAAGAAAUGAUCACGAGGCCAUUGUAAGGAUUGCUGCAGCUUCUUAUAUUAUAACUGGUCUACAUAUCAUAUAGUUUACACCCAUGCCACUACGGAGCGGGUUCUAUCUAAUCGAUUUGAGAUCGUUUAGACGUUGUAGGGGCGUAGAAACAAAAAGGGGUAAGGCUAAAGUGAUUCCUUCAUCCAGAUCAAUAGCUUUAGUAUUCUUGUAAAGUCAUGUCCAUUUACCAUUUAUAAAUUUUCAUACUAUAUUUAAACUAUGGUUUCCUAAUAUUCCUUUUUGCAGUUCCGUUCAGUAACCACGAAUAAAAGUCGAGGUUUUUGUUGCCGCGCACCAUAAAGUAUAGUUUUGCUAUGCGCGGCAACUCCAACCUCGACUUGGAACUCAGUAUUAUUCGUGGCUGCUGAACGGAACUGUAAAAAUGAGCGGUAUUCAUUUGAUUGAUCGGUUUACGGUUGGAUGGAUUAUAGUAUAGCUAUAUGUGGAGUGUAUUGAAGAUUGACGUAACUGACUGACAUGGUCAAUAGGUGUUAUAGAUAUUGGAAUAAUGAGUGUAGUGUCUGUUGCAUUUUUACGCUCGUUUUUGAUAACAAAUCCCGAAUUGUAGAGUUUUGUCGGCAUCAUAAAGUCAGUUUUGAUGGGCGUCAAAAGUGAAGCGUUUCUAUGACAUUUAGUGGGGCAUGUGCGCUUGAUCUUGUAUAUUCUGCAUGACAGAGUGAAGGCAUUUAACCCGUGAAAUAAAAAUUAUUAGUCAACGUGUAAUAGUCAAAUAGACACAAAAGAAAACAAUGGAAUUAGGGUCUACUAAAGUGUAUUAGUCUAAUAUCUAUUUCACGGGUUUAAUGACUUCAUUCUAAGUGCGGUUAUAAUUAAGAAUGCACAGAAAUUUUCGAUUGGCGUCAUCACAAUCUAUUUUUUUAAUGACGGUAACUGUACGAUACUGGGCAUGUUCUAGAAAACGAGUGUAAUCGGUAUCAUCUUGGCGACUUAUUGUUAUCAGCCUAUACUGAACUAUAGUGCAAUGGCAAUCAAAUGCCGAAUAAACGUAUUUUCCUUGA